This is a messenger RNA of Lactuca sativa (garden lettuce), 961 nucleotides long. Lineage: Eukaryota; Viridiplantae; Streptophyta; Magnoliopsida; Asterales; Asteraceae. The record is from RefSeq and is a predicted model, not a curated record.
GUGGCUAGUGAUAGAGAGAAGGCGUUAGAAGAUUGACACUGGGAAAACCGAAGAUAACUUAAUUUUCCAAAAAAAAGAAAAAUUGUACGAGAAUGUUCUAGCUUCUUUUCACCAUCUUUUGCUUCACAGUCGCUGGCUCCCCCAUUGCUCGACUCCCUCCUACACAUCAUCUCAGGUCUUCUUCUCCUCCCCCAUCUUCGUGCGUUUUAUAUGGCAUAUACUUUCUCUUCUCUCUCCACAACUAUCACAAUGGAGAAUCUUGUUGUUCAGAACUUAAAAGUUGGUCAAUUGGCUGCAUUUAGAACAUUUGAGAGAGGAUACCGUUGUGCUUGGUUCAGAUGCAAGAUCCUGGACAUAGUCUUGGAAACAGAAAUGAUUAAGCUGGAGUACUGUGAUUUUCCAGGUGAAGAGAUUAAGUGGGUGAAGAUAUACGAAAGGCAAAUAAAAAAACAGCUGAUGGUGAGGCCUCCAUAUCCUAAAAUGUAUCUCAAAAAUGAAAUGCCACCUGUCAAUUCCAUUACAAAAUAUGUGUUGUGAUUGAUGGGGAAUGGAAAGUUGGGGAUUUGGUAGAUUGGCAUAAAGAUGAUUGCUAUUGGUCUGCAAGGGUUAAGAGAGUUCUGAAUCAUGAAAAAGUUGAGAUCGAGUUGACAAUUCCUCCAGAAGGAGAAGGGGGUAUUUAUGAAGCAUUCUACGCCCAGACUUACAUUGGUCUCCAAGAGAAGGCUGGAGUGUGCCUACCAGGGAAAAUGAGACUUCAUGUGGGGCACAGCUUAUUUUUCCAUUACAUCAAGGUUGAAAAUGGAUAUUACAACGUAAUACUUUUGUUUGAUGUUGCUCUUGGUUUAGUGAAGGGUUAAUACUAAGGAUAAGGAAUGGAAGCUAAGUAUAUCAUUUUCUUAGUUUAUGUCACUAAACUUAUGAUUGUAUAUUCUAGCCUAUCAAACUAUCUAAUUUUGUCUCA